Molecule: messenger RNA, 1528 nt
Organism: Equus caballus (horse)
Lineage: Eukaryota; Metazoa; Chordata; Mammalia; Perissodactyla; Equidae
Source: RefSeq, a predicted model, not a curated record
GGAGGGACCCGAGCGCGCUGCUAGGCCGGGGGAGCCGAGGAACCGGCGCCCGCGGGGCAGAGCGGCGGGCGGCGGAGGCUGCCCUGCGAGCCGGGGAGAGGCGGCGGGAGCGCGGAGCGAGGGAGCGCGGGGUCGCGUGGAGCUCGGGCUCACCCAGCCCGGAGGGCCGGCCCCGAGCCGGUCUUCUGCCCGCCCGAGGAGGCCAGGGCGGACACAUGGCCUCGCCCUUGCUGCCCGCGGGGGCCACCACGGGCGACAGCGGCGGAGAGCUGAGCUCGGGGGACGACUCCGGGGAUGUGGAGUCCCUCCCGAGUCCCGAGCUCGAGGCGUCCAGGAGCCUGGCCGAGCUGUUCGAGAAGGCUGCGGCGCACCUCCAGGGCCUGAUGCAGGUGGCCAGCAGGGAGCAGCUCUUGUACCUGUACGCCAGGUACAAGCAGGUCAAAGUUGGAAAUUGCAAUACUCCUAAACCAGGCUUCUUUGAUUUUGAAGGGAAGCAAAAAUGGGAAGCCUGGAAAGCCCUUGGCGAUUCGAGCCCCAGCCAAGCGAUGCAGGAGUAUAUCGCAGCGGUUAAGAAAUUAGAUCCAGGGUGGAAUCCUCAGUCACCAGAGAAGAAAGGAAAAGCAGCAAAUACUGGUUUUGGUGGGCCAGUUGUUAGUUCUCUGUAUCACGAAGAAAUCAUCAGGGAAGAAGACAAAAACAUAUUUGAUUACUGCAGGGAAAACAACAUUGACCAUAUAACCAAAGUCAUCAAAUCGAAAAAUGUGGAUGUGAAUAUGAAAGAUGAAGAGGGCAGAGCUCUACUCCAUUGGGCGUGUGACCGAGGGCAUAAGGAGCUAGUCACAGUGUUGCUACAAUAUAGAGCUGAUAUUAACUGUCAGGCUGUCCUGCUGCCGGCCAGGCCAAGUCUGCCCCUCCUGCCCAAGGCCACCAAGCACGCUGCUGCCGGCAGAGUCUUCCCCACAUUGCUGCUUGUUAUGUCGUCGGCCUGGUCAGAGCUCUCCCAUGGCUGCACUGUCAUAGGAUGAAUUCCACUCUGUAGAUUUUAACUCAGAGGUCUCCAUCAUCGCAGGAAAAAGGUGAGAAAAGUAUAAAGGAGUAAUUAAAAGCAUGUGUAAUUCUAUUACAUGUGUGUGGAGAGGUAGGAUAUAAAAGUUUUUUAGUAUUUACUAUGUACCAAGCAUUUUAUGUGUGUUGUCUCUUUCAGUCAUCAUAUCAAUCCUAUAAUGUAGAUUUAUUAUUAUCUGCAUUUAAGUGACAAAGUCUAGAUUUGAACAUGUCAUUCUGACUUCAAAGCCCAAAUCCUUAACUUCUCUACUGUAAAAUCUGAGUACAUUUUGUUCUCAUCUUUAUUUUCUCUAAUUACGUGUACAUAACAUUUUUAAAAAUAGUUGGUACAGUAUUGUACAUAGAGUAGUUUUCCUUCAUUAAUUAAAAUAAUUGGGAUAUAAAAUACAUUCAGUGAGGUAUGUAUAGUACAAAAAUCUUAAGGAUACAACUUAAUGCAUUUGAGAGAGAGAGAGAGUAAAUA